This is a messenger RNA of Pyricularia grisea, 552 nucleotides long. RefSeq lists its product as uncharacterized. The coding region runs from base 1 to 552 and encodes 183 amino acids. The transcript is spliced from 3 exons. NCBI's taxonomy places the organism in Eukaryota, Fungi, Ascomycota, Sordariomycetes, Magnaporthales, Pyriculariaceae. The record is from RefSeq and is a predicted model, not a curated record.
AUGGCACCGCUAAGUCCCUUUGUGUCCUGGAACCUGAGGACACGAGAAGAUCCUGAACAGCGAUAUCCCAUUAGGGUCCCAAGCUUUGGCGGCGACUACAUAUUCCACACCACAAGCCGGGAGGUAUUCGAGUUCCUCGAGGCCGGCAAAGGAUACUGCCAGAUCCCCGAAGAGUGGCACGCCGCCGCCAACCUCCCUCACGUCCCUUGCAUCAGAUCCCUCGGAAUUGCCAAUCUGACCUGGUAUUCCAUCGCCAAGAUCUUCAUCGCCUUUAUCAUGCUCGUGACUAUCACCUUGCUCAUCUGCUGGAUAUGUGGUCGAAUGGGGUGGUGCUUCAGCCAGCCCCGUAGCACCACCAGACGCGAUCAGGGGGUGGAGCUUAGAAUGCUCGGCGCCAACCGCUGGCGGCAGGAGCAGCAGCAGCAGCAGCAUAUGGCGGCUGGGGAUCAAGAAACUGUUGGAGGUAUCACCACUUCUAGGCUCAGAGAUUGGCGAAACCGUCAUUUUCAUCGAGCUAGAGACAUAUACGAUUUCGUGGAGGAGGCGAAUUAA